UUAUCGCUGUUAUCACACAACAUGCAAACAUGGCGACGAUGGUGUCCAUUUAAAGAGCAUCGACGCGUUUUCACAUCUUCUCCACUACGACAAAUCUUAAUUACUACUGGUGACAACAAAGAACGCCAUGGGCAAUGCUGACACAAAGCUGAACUUUCGAAAAGCCGUAGUGCAAUUGACGUCGAAAACUCAGGUGAUUGAUGCAUCAGACGAUAUAUUCUGGGAUCAGUUCUGGUCCGAGAACGUAACUAAUGUUCAGGACAUAUUUACCUUGAUCCCAGCCCCGGAGAUUCGCGUGCUAAGGGAAGAGGCACCUUCCAAUUUAGCCACGUUGUGUUAUAAGGCGGUUGAGAAGUUAGUUAAAGCGGUGGAUAGCAGCUGUAGGACUCAACGGGAGCAUCAAACUGUUCUUAACUGUUGUCGCUUGCUGACACGCUUGCUACCUUACAUAUUUGAGGAUUCUGAUUGGAAAAGCUUCUUUUGGUCUAGCUUACCUGGUAAAGAUGAUGAAGAGAGUCUACCACUGGCACAUUCUCUGCUAAAUGCACUCUGUGAUCUACUGUUUUGUCCUGACUUUACUGUAACUGCAAACAGGAAAUCUGGUCCAGACAAAGCUGAUGAAUUGCAGUCGAUAGACAGCUGUGAAUAUAUCUGGGAAGCGGGUGUAGGCUUCGCGUACUCGCCACCUAGGCAUCCCAUUCUAGAUUCCAAUCGCACGGAAUUAUUGAAGCUUCUGUUAACAUGCUUCAGCGAAACCAUGUACAAUCCGCCAAUGGACCUAUCGAUCACGCCGAACAGGUGGAUUCAGUAUUUGACCAGCAGUGAAAAUAGACAUGCUUUACCUAUGUUUACAUCGCUUUUGAACACGGUAUGCGCAUAUGAUCCUGUUGGAUAUGGUGUGCCAUACAAUCAUUUACUUUUUACUGAUUCCUUGGAACCGCUGGUUGAUGUUGCUUUGCAAAUUUUGAUUGUAACUUUGGAUCACGAUACCACUGGCGGUGUGCCGUUGGAAGAGGGGGCAGUUGGAGACAAUUUAUUUAUCAAUUAUUUGAGUCGAAUUCACCGUGAUGAAGAUUUCCAAUUUGUCUUGAAAGGUAUCACCAGACUGUUGAACAAUCCAUUGAUGCAAACGUAUCUGCCAAACUCGACCAAGAAAGUGCAUUUUCAUCAGGAACUGUUAGUCUUUUUUUGGAAGAUGUGCGAUUAUAACAAGAAAUUUUUGUAUUAUGUGUUAAAGAGCUCAGAUGUUCUCGAGGUUCUCGUGCCGAUUCUUUAUCAUUUAAAUGAUUCACGUGCUGACCAAUCACGAGUUGGUUUAAUGCACAUUGGUGUAUUUAUUUUACUUCUUUUGAGCGGAGAACGUAAUUUCGGAGUGAGGUUGAAUAAGCCGUAUACAGCUACAGUGCCUAUGGACAUUCCCGUUUUUACAGGAACGCAUGCCGAUCUCCUAGUCACUGUAUUUCAUAAAAUCAUCACAACUGGCCAUCAGAGACUGCAACCGCUGUUCGACUGUCUAUUAACGAUUCUAGUCAAUGUCUCGCCGUAUCUUAAAACAUUGUCCAUGGUAGCCAGUACAAAACUGCUGCAUCUGUUAGAGGCAUUUAGUACGCCGUGGUUCCUAUUCUCGGCACCCACCAAUCACCAUUUGGUGUUCUUUUUGCUUGAAAUCUUUAAUAAUAUUAUUCAGUAUCAAUUCGAUGGAAAUAGCAACUUAGUUUAUACAAUAAUACGCAAACGGCAAGUGUUCCACGCACUCGCAAAUCUACCUAGUGAUUGUAAUACAAUUGCGAAGUCUCUUAGUAAGCGGCAACGUCGUCAUAUGCCUGCGAGUACAUCUAAUGAAAAUGUCAGUGAAGCCGCGAUGGAAGGAUCACAUCCCGCGCAACCUGCCGAACCUGGUACUUUAAAGGCCUCCUUGUUGGAGACCCCUGGUAUCGAGAAGAUGACGGAAAAAGAAUCGGCGCAUCCGCUGAGUCCAUCAGCCAGCGUUGAUAUUGGUAAGUCGAUCAGUAAUCGAUCGGAGAGCAAAACGGAUAUCGCAGAGGAAUCAAUAACCGCGACCAAGAAUUCCGUAGUGCCGAAAGGUGGCAUUCGUGUGGCUGAACAGGCGAGUGUCAACAAUGUCAAUAACGUUAACCAAUGGGUUCCGUCCAGUGAUUGGGUAUACCAGUGGAAGAGCAAACUCCCGCUACAGACCAUCAUGCGAUUGCUUCAGGUUCUCGUUCCACAGGUCGAGAAGAUCUGCAUUGACAAAGGACUGACAGAUGAGAGUGAGAUCCUGAAGUUCCUGCAACAUGGUACCCUCGUCGGGUUAUUACCAGUACCGCAUCCUAUCCUCAUCAGGCGGUAUCAGGCUAACGCCGGUACGACCGCCUGGUUUCGCACAUAUAUGUGGGGCGUUAUUUAUCUGAGAAAUGUCGAACCACCCAUAUGGUACGAUACGGAUGUCAAAUUGUUCGAGAUCCAGAGGGUUUAGAUAAUUGCUAAAGGUUCGUUAUCGUUCACGCUUUUUGAAAUACUGUUUUAUUGGCAGUGCGCAGAAAGAUGAGUCUCAUCGAACUCGUUAUUGUAUCAUAUAAUAUCGUUCCUGAAUAUUAAUUAAAAUUGAAGGAUUCAGUGUGAUCUGUUUUUGUAAGAACUCGGUGUAUAGAAUUAAUUUCUUCAGCUUUAAAUUUUAAUUAAGUUUAAAUAUAGAUAAUUAUGAAGAGAAAAGUAUACUUUUCCGAGAUUUUGUUAAACAGAAUCGUGUUAGAAUCCUUCGAUUAACUAAUAUUUAACUGAUUCUUCGUCUCUUUGACUUAAUUAAGACAAAAAUCUGAUGAAAAAAUCGUUUCUCAAAUUAAUUUAAACAGUUUCGUCGAUAAUUGUUACCAUUUCUUCGAAUUAAGUCAGUUUUAAUUAAAGACAAGAAAGAGGCAAGAAUCAAUUAAAAAUCGGUUAAUUUUGACCAAUAUUUACGGGAAUUUAACGAGACAGCGUAACGAAGUCACACGCGCUCGUUUCUGAUUACUUUUUACAUGGCGAGAGCCUCCAAAGUACUUUCAUCUUGAUGUAACAUACAUAGUACUGUAUACAAGAUCGUAAACGUCGUUUACAAUCGGUAUCAGUGAUUUAUUAUUACUAUUAUUGUAUAUCCUGAAGACUGUAAUCUUGUAUCAUAGUAAUAUAUAUAUAUAUAUAUAUAUAUAUAUAUAUAUAUAUAUAUAUAUAUAUAUAUAUUGUCAGUAAACGCAAGACAUAUAUAUCGUCGAUCUUAAAGAAAAGUUCACUAAUUAAACUAAUUUAAUAGAUGACAAGAGCCGACUAUAAAUAAAAAAAUUUAUAUUUUAAACUUUAGACACAUUUCUUUGCAUUUAUAUAUAUAUAUUUAUGUACAAUUUUACUGUUAUCAAUCAUAAUUUAUAUUUUUACAAUUUUAUGAUUUAUAUUAUAGGUUAUUCCUAAGACAAUUACGUAUAUCGUGUAUAUUCUAAAAAAAAUUCAAUAAUUUCAUUAAGACCGGCGAUAUCGUAGAACGAUUAUCGUUAUCAAAGCUAGAGAAUUUAUUUUUUGCGAUAUGUAGCUGCGCUUUCUGAAAGUAUAAUUUUAUCCGCUUUUGCAUCUAACUAUUGCAUAUUUCGCGUAAACAGUUGAUAACUGAAGUAAACACUUAAAUGCUUAUUUAUACUUGAAAACCAUUUCGCAUUUUUGGUACGAAAAGGUAUUAGAUAUAUACGAUAAAAAACUUCCGGGUCCACUUUUAUUACACUUAUCACAUCACGUGGCCUUUCUUCUUUUCGUUUUUCGCAAGUGCAAGUUCAUUCUUUAAAAGUGUAAAUAAGAACGGACCCGAUGAAAAUGUUUUUUACGAACGAAACAUCGGCGUACAGAAUUAACCGCGAUUUUCUUAAACUGUGACUUGAUAUACGGAUCUUAAGUCUCUCUAUUCUUCUUAGACUAUACUCUCUUAGACUUUCUAUGAUCCAAAAAAUGAAUAUGUACUCAGGCCUUAAGAGAAAGAAAGAAACCGAUAAAAUAGACAAGCAAAAUUCAUAUUCUCUAAUUUAAUUCUCCAAUUUUAUUAGUUUUUAUUUAGCUUUUCGCAAUAUUUUUUAAACGAAUCAAUAAUUUAUAUCGCGGCAUAGAAGGGAAAAAUUUUCGACAGGUCUCUUUUUUGAUCAAAUUUUGGAAAAGAGAAAUUUGAGUUUUGCUUUAUUUUUUAAAUCAAAAUGAUAUUGUAAGUGCAGUUAGAAACGACGAUGAGUUUUGUACAUCACAAUACACUUGUGAUUUAUAGUUACGAAGAACAUUCAGACGGGAUCUCACAUCAGUAUGUAUUAUAUGUAGCUGUCCUUAAAUAUACAGAGAGUUAUGACAUAAA
Molecule: messenger RNA, 4360 nt
Organism: Solenopsis invicta (red fire ant)
Lineage: Eukaryota; Metazoa; Arthropoda; Insecta; Hymenoptera; Formicidae
Product: protein HID1
Exons: 12
Coding region: 128-2476 (782 amino acids)
Cellular component (GO): Golgi medial cisterna; membrane; Golgi trans cisterna
Source: RefSeq, a predicted model, not a curated record